CUCAGGGCCUUGCAGAUGCCAAAGCCGCUGCCUUGGACCUUCCCACACCCAGCCAGGGUCAGCCCCACCGUGUUCUUUGACAUCACUGCGGACCGCGAGCCUUUGGUCCACAUCUCCUUCAAACAGUUUGGAGUUCCAAAAACAGCAGAAAACUUCUGUGCUCUGAGCACUGGGGAGAAAGUAUAUGGUUAUAAAGGUUCCUCCUUUCACAGAAUUAUUCCAGGAUUUAUAUACCAGGUUGGUGACUUCACACGCCACAAUGGCACAGGUGGCAAGUCCGUCUACAGGGAGAAAUUUGAUGAUGAGAAUUUUGUCCUGAAGCACACAGGUCCUGGCAUCUUGUCCAUGGCAAAUGCCGGACCCAACACAAACGGUUCCCAGUUUUUCAUCUGCACUGCCAAGACCGAGCAGCUGGAUGGCAAGCAUGUGGUCUUCUGCCGGGUGAAAGACCACAUGGAUGUUGCUGUGACAGCCAUGGAGCACUAUGGGUCCAGGAAUGGCAAAACCAGCAAGAAGAUCCUGGCCAUUACUGACGGUGGACAACUGUAA
This is a messenger RNA of Phyllostomus discolor (pale spear-nosed bat), 549 nucleotides long. RefSeq names its product peptidyl-prolyl cis-trans isomerase A-like. Lineage: Eukaryota; Metazoa; Chordata; Mammalia; Chiroptera; Phyllostomidae. Gene Ontology annotation, molecular function: peptidyl-prolyl cis-trans isomerase activity. The record is from RefSeq and is a predicted model, not a curated record. Gene Ontology annotation, biological process: protein peptidyl-prolyl isomerization.